UAUGUUGAUUUCCUGAAGACGCAAUGUGAUUUGUACAACGAUAUUGGGCAGAUUCAACGGAAUCUAUUCACGGGCAUACAAGAUUUGAUUGUCAAUCCACUGCAAACAUUCGUAAUGACGGAUUCUAAUCGAAUAUUACAAGAAAUAUCAGAACUGGACGAACGACGACGAGAUAUGGAUAUCGCUAUCGAUGAAUUGAAUAGGCGAGACUUUCAUUCUGCAAUUUGA
Messenger RNA from Anisakis simplex (herring worm), 228 nucleotides. The record is from the annotation of a GenBank genome assembly. NCBI's taxonomy places the organism in Eukaryota, Metazoa, Nematoda, Chromadorea, Rhabditida, Anisakidae.